Messenger RNA from Cynocephalus volans (Philippine flying lemur), 1198 nucleotides. Its product is annotated as retinitis pigmentosa 9 protein. Bases 112 to 777 code for a protein of 221 amino acids. The record is from RefSeq and is a predicted model, not a curated record. The transcript has 6 exons. Lineage: Eukaryota; Metazoa; Chordata; Mammalia; Dermoptera; Cynocephalidae. Gene Ontology annotation, biological process: RNA splicing.
GAACGCGGUCCCGCGGCCGGGUGGGCCCGGGCGGCGGCGGCGGCGGCGGGCGGGCGCCGCGCGGAGGAGGUGUCUCCGCAGCCGCAUCCUCAGCUGCGCCGCGGGGCCUCGAUGUCGUCCCGGGCGGGGCGCGACGACGCGGGCGCGGGGGCCGCGCGGCGGCCGCGGGAGCCGCCCGAGCAGGAACUGCAGCGGCGCCGGGAGCAGAAGCGGCGGCGGCACGACGCGCAGCAGCUGCAGCAGCUCAAGCACCUGGAGUCCUUUUAUGAGAAACCUCCUCCUGGGCUUAUCAAGGAAGAUGAGACUAAGCCAGAAGACUGUAUACCAGAUGUACCAGGCAACGAACAUGCCAGGGAAUUUUUGGCUCAUGCGCCAACCAAAGGACUUUGGAUGCCCCUGGGGAAAGAAGUCAAAGUUAUGCAGUGUUGGCGUUGCAAACGGUACGGUCACCGAACAGGGGACAAAGAAUGCCCUUUCUUUAUCAAAGGCAACCAGAAGUUAGAACAGUUCAGAGUGGCACAUGAAGACCCCAUGUAUGACAUCAUUCGAGAGAAUAAAAGACAUGAAAAGGAUAUAAGGAUACAGCAGUUAAAACAGUUACUGGAGGAUUCCACGUCCGAUGGAGACGGGAGCAGCUCCAGUUCCUCGGAAUGUGAAGAGAAGCACAAGAAAAAGAAGAAGAAAGAAAAGCAUAAGAAAAGGAAGAAGGAAAAGAAAAAGAAGAAAAAACGGAAGCACAAGUCUCCCAGGUCACAUGAGAGUUCCGACCUAGAGUGACAGGGACUUGACGUGUUCAGCAGUGUCUUCUCAGAAAUCACACACGGUGGCCGGAGCCCAGAGGGAGAUGCAGGCAGAGCGGAACAGACGGAGACACCCAGAGGAGGGUGUUUGUUGUCGCAGCUGUGACUUCUCACCCACCCGCAGGACAGGGGCCAGUGUCCUCCCAGGUGCCAGCUCUGGACUGUGGCCAGUUUCAGGCAGGAAACUUAACUGGGCGCCCUCCUCCCUGCUGGUCGCCUGAGUUUGUCAUUGCUGUAAGAUGCCGCCUGCACGGUGGCAGGACGAGGAGGGCAUCUCUGGGGAAGCUCUUGCAGGUGCUGCCACAGCUUCUGCCCUCCAUAGUGGGUGACUCAGUUCCCACAGACCUCAGGCUUGACUCUUCUCUGUUGUUGAGGAUAAUAAAAGCUCAUUAUCUAUA